UCAUGUCAACAUGGCGGACCUUUCGGACAGCGAGGUAAUAAGUGUCUCUGCGUAUUUCAAAGACCUGCAUGAGUGGAGUUAUCGAUGUGAAGGAGCCUGGACUUUGGUUGUGUCACUUCGAAAGUUGAAAGCUGUCUUGCGUUUGCGAAAGCGCUUUCGGCGCUAUGGUAAUAAUUCAGUUCCCAAAUCAGAUCAAGAUGGUAAAUGCGUGCGAGAGACCUUACAAAACCUUGAAUUCGCCAAGCGCGUUAUGCUGCCGCUGAUGGGAAAGGAAUAUGUGCGCGUGGGAAAAGUGAUUUCUGUUCCCGAAGUUUUUAUAGCAUCGAUGAACGAAAUAUGCUGGGGCUUGCGUCCCGAUCACAGACUCCAAAAAGAGAUUGAUGAAAGUUGUUUAUGGGGUGUAGUCAUGCCAGAUUUCUGCUUUCUUCCCGCUGGUGGAAUACCCUCUUUAGAGAGAGGGAAAGAAACGAACCAUUCAACCUUCUCAGUGGAAUUAAAGCCAAAGUGUGGUUUCCUUCCCUCGUCAAAGUACAUUGAUCCCAGUAGAGUAACAAAGUUUACUACCUGCCAGUAUUGUAUGCUUCAGAAAUCGAAAGUCAAAGAAGGAAAAUACAAAAGAGAAAGUAAUUAUUGUCCUUUGGAUUUAUUCUCGAGGGAUAGGGGGAGAGUUAUGUACGCCUUUGAGUGUCUGGUGUCUAAUCCACAAAAUAACCUUCGUGUCUUUUGUGACGGCGUUACGAUAUUCACAGAUGAAAUAGUCCAGGGAUGUAUUCAAGAAGAAAGUGUGUGUUGUGCUGAGUGGUGUCUCGAGACGGCGCUACAAAAGGCAAAUUUUUUAAUGGACCUAACAACGGCAGAUACAUUGGGUGUAAACUCUACAAAAGAGUGCCAUGAUCUGACCAAUUGUGUGACAACCGAGAUAAAAGAUUGCGUGACAACCAGGAUAAAAGAUUUUGUGACAACAAAGGGUAGCAAAAUGGAAGAUAGUGAGACAAAAGAGAAGGGUCAGCAUACCUUGACAGCAGAUGAAAAAGAGGGAGAAAACAUUACUACACAUGUACAUGAAUGCGGCAAUGUUGGUCCCUCUUCAAGAAAAUUUCUGGAAAUUUUGUUGAAAAUUUUCAUACAUGACUCAAGCAGAAGCCAGCCCAAGCCAAGCAAUAUGAUUAACUCCCCAAACACUUCCAUGUGUAGAAGGAGUAAGUUUUCUGAGUCAGAGUUCAAUAUUCAAAGUAGUCCUGACCAUCGGUUGUUCGGGAAUGGAGGAGUCCUACAAAACCUUUUGUCAGUGCAGAAAUUAGAUGACUUAGAUGUGGAGGGAAUUUACCCCCUGUACAAGAGAGUGCUAAAUUACCUUCAAUCCAACCCAGGACUUAGAGAAAGUCUUGGUGUGGAUGGUCCUUUCACUGUGCCUUUAUGGCAAAGGGUUGCCUCUUCUCUUCAUAGUAACAUCUUGGAUACUAUUUCAUCAGAACCUUCAUCUACAGAUCUAAACUCGAAUCUCAAUGACAGACAGAACCUAAAUGAUGCACUACUGAAGAUCUGUCAGUUUGCUGUUGCCUCCACUGCAAAGGAUUGCUCUGUGAUGGUAUCUUUUCAGAGGGCAUCAAAGAAAGAAGCUUCUCUACCAGCCAUUGAAAUUACUUGUGGUGAUUUUUAUCAUUACAACAUUGAUCUAGUUGAUUUGGAUCCCAAGGAAUUUGAUCGAGUCUUGAAAUACUACAACGACAGCAGAAAAACUGUGGAGGUUUUCCUCCAUCAUUAAUUGAAAAUAUCUUCUUCACCAUCGUAAUCAGUAUCGUUAUCAUGAUCUUGAGUAUCAUUUCCAUUACUGUUACUACCAGCUGUUUGGGUUGAGUGACACCUGCACUGUGUUCUACUACAGGUAGGGUAGUGGUCAAAAUCCCCUUUAACCUCUUCCAAGCAUUCAGUUGUCAAAAUGGAGCAGAAUAGUAAACCCUGCAAUACAUUGGAGUAACAGCAGAGUGAAAAAGUGCAGGAGGUUCGAGUGGACCCAACCCUAAACCUCCCUUGCCAUUUACCAUUGCUGUUUCUUUUACCUAGUGAAUGUCUUGAAUUUCUUUUUGUGUAUUCCAUAUCAUGCACAUUAAAAGAAAUAAU
Molecule: messenger RNA, 2121 nt
Organism: Stylophora pistillata
Lineage: Eukaryota; Metazoa; Cnidaria; Anthozoa; Scleractinia; Pocilloporidae
Product: inositol-pentakisphosphate 2-kinase
Biological process (GO): inositol phosphate biosynthetic process
Cellular component (GO): nucleus
Molecular function (GO): inositol-1,3,4,5,6-pentakisphosphate 2-kinase activity; ATP binding
Source: RefSeq, a predicted model, not a curated record